This is a messenger RNA of Medicago truncatula (barrel medic), 1686 nucleotides long. RefSeq lists its product as uncharacterized. The record is from RefSeq and is a predicted model, not a curated record. The transcript is spliced from 6 exons. Gene Ontology annotation, cellular component: chloroplast. The coding region runs from base 150 to 1322 and encodes 390 amino acids. NCBI's taxonomy places the organism in Eukaryota, Viridiplantae, Streptophyta, Magnoliopsida, Fabales, Fabaceae.
UCAAAGGCACACAGCAUACACACAACAAGUCUCCCAACAACAGGGUUUCAUUUCUUCCUUCUCACAUUCUUUUCCCCACCAAAAUCCCCAUUUUCAAUUCAAUUCAUCAUCAUCACAACAAAUAUAAUAAUAUCCAAAAUUGAAAAACCAUGACCAUGUCCACCACUUUGUUACUAGAACCCUGUCCCUUCCAUUUGAAAUGGAACAACCAAUUCUCUUUUCCUCGCACACACACCUUCAUAACUUCAAUAUCAAUACCCAACAUAAAGUCACACAAUAACACCAUCAAAUUCAAAUGUCACUUAAGCCAAAAUCAUAAAACCCCCACCUCAAUAACUUCUAAUUCCAAUUCCAAUUCCAAUUCAAAAUCUCUAUUAGAAUCCCUCGCAACCACAAUAUGGAACACACUUCGAAAACCCGCGUUUGCCGCGAUAUUAAUAGGAAUUCUAUUGAUGUACAAUCCAAACACGUCCUUAGCAGCAUCUGGAGGUAGAAUUGGAGGAAGAUCAUUCUCUUCUUCUUCGUCUUCCUCUUCAUCGUCUAGGAGUUAUUCGGUUCCAUCACCGAGUCCAGGGUUUUCUUACUCUGCUCCUUAUUACGGGCCUUCUCCGUUUAGCGGCGGGGUUUACUUUGGGCCUGCCGUUGGUGUUGGAGUUGGUGCUGGGUCAAGUUUAUUUCUCAUCUUAGCAGGUUUCGCUGCUUUUAUUUUGGUUUCUGGUUUUCUUUCUGAUCGUGAUGAGGGUAGUGUUCUUACUGCUGCUGCUGGAAAAACCACCGUACUCAAGCUUCAGGUUGGUUUGUUGGGGAUGGGUCGCUCACUUCAAAGGGAUCUCAAUAGGAUUGCAGAAGUUGCAGAUACAUCAUCUCCAGAAGGUUUGAAUUAUAUAUUGACAGAGACCUCAUUAGCUUUGCUUCGGCAUCCGGAUUACUGUAUCUCGGGGUACUCUUCUGUGGACAUAAAGCGGGGUAUAGAAGAAGGAGAGAAACGUUUUAAUCAACUUUCAAUCGAAGAGCGAGGAAAAUUUGAUGAAGAGACGCUGGUCAACGUUAACAACAUAAAGAGGCAAAGCACGAGAAGCCAGAGAUCUAAUGGGUUCAGCAAUGAAUACAUAGUGAUAACAAUCUUGGCUGCUGCUGAAGGAGAACAUAAACUUCCUGGCAUCAAUGGAAGUGGAAACUUGAAGGAAGCUUUACAAAAACUUGGAUCCAUUCCUUCGAGCAAAUUAUUAGCAGUUGAGGUGUUAUGGACCCCACAAAAUGAAAAUGAUACUCUCUCGGAACGGGAGUUACUUGAAGAUUACCCACUUUUGCGGCCUUUGUAAAUUGUAAUGGAAUGCUUGUUUUCUGCUUCCAGUCUUCCACAGUUAUUAGCUGAACUUGGGUUGUGAUUGCGUAGUCGAGGAUUAUAUACUAAUGGUGAUACUGAAACAAUAACAUUUAAACCAUUGAUACUAUCCUGCUACUCAAUCUGCAAAGGUUAUACAGCUGCGGCGAAUAUCAGUGUGACAUUGUGUGACUAUAAAGGUUCGAAAUCAUUGUUCGUAUUAGUUGUACAUAUUACCAAUUAGGAUCUCAUCUAAAGAAUAUGUAUCAUGUUAUAGACAAUUAUUUUAUCGCCUUAAUUUGACAUAAUUCUCCAUUCUAUUUAAAAAUUUAUCUGCCGUUGAAUCUGGUGGAUUUUUACAG